ACCCGCAGUCUCCGACGACCAUCGAUGCAACCUACAACUAUUUCAGUAUAAUCGCGCCAUCUGAUAACGUCAUCGUUGGCUUGAUGGUGGGGGCAAUGUUAUUUGUUUAGUGUGUGGGCAGAGGGACUUGAACUUGGUGAGUGUCAAGUUCUCCAAGCACCCUACAACAAAAGUUGGGGGUUUAACGUCGCAAAUGGCUCGCAUCUCGGCUUUGAGCUCGGUAAAAAUCAGCAGCGGGCGAGUUUACCCACGGUGUUGGGAGAAGAUUGAGGAAAGCCGAAACUGCUAAGCUUCCAUGGAGAUGUGAGAGCAGGCGACGCCAUGAGAGCGAAUUCAAAUGUUACCUACCAUGAACGAUCCUUUGCGCUUGAGCUGCGAUGGGGUGAAAAGGGAAGGCCUCGUAACAUUAGAGAUCUCCUAGGGUAGGCCUAUGAGAGUCCUCUUAGGUACCUACCUGCCUCUGAUAGGGUAGUAGGGUUAGGUUGUCGAAGCAAAGCCAUAACGCCACAAUACCCAGCCACGGUUCAGAAACUCUACCUAACUUAUGUAAUACAGGCUCCAUAAAAAUUUCACCCAUUCAAAAUUUAUUCUCCCUUCUUUCUGUCGCUCGAGAUAUUACGCCCGCCAACAUUGCCACUCCCAGUCUUCGUAACAUCAUGGCCGACCCAGCGAGCGCUACUCCUCUUUCAGACGACCAGAUUGACCAAAUUCUGAAGGAGGCUACGGCCAGACUGCGAGCAAAGCAACAAGAGCGAGGCGACGAAGUCGCCAUAGUAUCUCCUACUUCGAGCGUCGCAAAGGCCCCCCAGAAAGAAGUAGUCUCGACGCCGAAGACAACAACGUCGACCUCCUCGAAAGAUAAUUCGAAGGGGGGCUCAAAAUCGGAACAGCUUUCGGCCGUAAAAGCGGACGCUGGGCCCUCGUGGUUCAACCUCCCCAAGACGAAUCUUACGCCCGAGCUUAAGAAAGACCUACAGCUCCUGCGGAUGCGUGACGUGCUCGAUUCCAAGCGAUUCUACCGAAAGGACACCUUGAAAGCCCUGGUGCCCGACUUUUCUUCGGUUGGAACUAUAGUAGAAGGCCCAACCGACUUCUACAGUGCCAGGUUGACCAAGAAAGAGAGGAAGCGUACGCUCCUAGAAGAGGUGCUCGAGACCGAAGAUGUGACCCGCAAAUUCAAGAGCAAGUACGGUCAGAUCCAAGCCGUCAAGACCAGUGGUAAGAAGGGCCACUACAAGAAGAUGAUGGCGAAGCGGUACGGCCGCAGAAGUUGAGGCACCGUUCCGGAGAUAGCAGAUUCGAAUAUCUUCCGCGCAUGAACAACGCAUUACACGGCGUGCCCAAACACCACGGACUCCAGGCACUCAUACCCCCGAUACCGACCUGGCCGAGGAGUCCCAUCUUCGCCGCUGGUACCCCGGGAGUAGUACUCUCAGACCAACUCAUCUUCACGCCGAAGAUUGAUGAACUGUUUGAGAAGCGUACGACAAAGCCGCGGAUGGACGCCGCCAGCAAUUUAGCCCUAGGCUGUCUGCACUUUCUACCUAUAUAUAGAGCUCGGAGUGCCUCUAGUGGCGAUCACCGUCGAUCACAGUCGACCACGCGUCCUGGCCCGAGCAGGGUGGAACCGAUCAGGGUCAGACUGAAGCUUCAGGCACGGCGGAUGGUAACGUCGACGUCUAAGUGGCUCGAAAAGGGCCCGGGGAAUGGGCCAGGAAGUUGCCCACCCUAAUCACUAGCACUAGAGCUAUAUGCAACGGCCAAUGAACUGGCACAACAUGUUCUGUUCGGUGACUUGUCUCGCCUUGAUGCCCAGAUACUUCGUAAACCAAAGCCUCCAAUUCGAAUACUUGAUACCGAAGACGCAGGCGGACGGUUCGGA
This is a messenger RNA of Durotheca rogersii, 1882 nucleotides long. RefSeq names its product Fcf2-domain-containing protein. Gene Ontology annotation, molecular function: RNA binding. The record is from RefSeq and is a predicted model, not a curated record. The transcript has 2 exons. Bases 657 to 1274 code for a protein of 205 amino acids. Gene Ontology annotation, biological process: RNA processing. Gene Ontology annotation, cellular component: nucleolus. Lineage: Eukaryota; Fungi; Ascomycota; Sordariomycetes; Xylariales; Xylariaceae.